This is a messenger RNA of Cyprinodon tularosa, 1433 nucleotides long. RefSeq names its product transmembrane 6 superfamily member 2 (gene tm6sf2b). The record is from RefSeq and is a predicted model, not a curated record. Gene Ontology annotation, cellular component: endoplasmic reticulum-Golgi intermediate compartment membrane; endoplasmic reticulum membrane. Gene Ontology annotation, biological process: regulation of lipid metabolic process; lipid homeostasis. The transcript is spliced from 11 exons. Bases 172 to 1317 code for a protein of 381 amino acids. Lineage: Eukaryota; Metazoa; Chordata; Actinopteri; Cyprinodontiformes; Cyprinodontidae.
UAUGCGCUUUAGGUAAAUCUCUGACAAAACCCAGAUUUCAUAACUUGGAGUCAAAAGCCUCUUUGUUACCCACUUCAUUUGUUCUCUGGUAUAUUCUGUGUGUGCCUCCAGCCAGCUUAAUCCACCAAAAGGGUAGCAAGAAGGGAGGGGGGCCAUUGACCACUUGAGGAAAUGGAGACUUUAGUGUUUUUAUUUUCGUUUUCUGCCCUUGGUGUUCUCUAUGCUAUGAACACCACCCCUGAGUUUCAAGAGCCUUAUGUGAUCUUGGAGAUUGGAGUUGCUGUGCUGGUUAUUGUGUUUCUCUUCUACUACCUCAUUACUCGUGGCAACCCGCCUAAAGACUUCUUAUUCUUUGUUUUUGCAGAGUUUUGUUUUACAUGUGUCAUUGAUCUGACUAGUGCUUUGGAAUAUGAUGGAGUUAUUUCUGGCUUUAUGGAUUUCUACCAGAGGACAGGCGAGCCUUACCUGGGGACUGCAUACGCCAUCAUGAUGUGUUACUGGGAUGGAAUAGCACACUUUAUCCUGUACCUGAUGAUGAUCAGCAGGAUAACAGACAGGAGAGCCUACCGUACCCUGGGCCUAUUCUGGGCCGGCUCCCUGUGUGCUAACAUGAGCGUGUUUAUCUCUGGGAUCGUAGCAGGUAAAUAUGGCUCUGAGAUCCGUCCAGCUUUCUGGAUCAAUUUCCUAUUUCUUCUGAUGCCCAUACUGGGAGCCGUCACCCUGUUCACUCGGCCCAAGGACAGGCCACUUAUCGGGGGAUACAACGCCCAACACGCCCAGACCAUGAAGCUAAUCUGGCGCCCCUUGGACCUGAUCCUGGUGGUUCUCCUGUUAGCCGCCAUGGCAUUCACCAUCCUCAGAGGCCUGGUGGCUCUGGACUCUCCACUUGAAGCCUGCUCUGUAUACCUAAGUCAAUAUGAACCCUACCUGAAGGAUCCUGUGGGCUAUCCCAGGGUGAUGAUGCUGCACCUAUUCUUUUAUGGGCUGCCUCUGCUGGGUGCAUUUGUUUAUGGCCUCCUCAGACCUGGCUGCACAUGGAUGUCAGACUGGACAACGUUCUUUGCUGGUGCCAUGAUCCAGUGCCAGUGGUCCCACAUUGGGGGAUCCCUUCAUCCUCGCACUACAACUCCCUUUCGUAUCCCGAAUGAUGCUUUCUGGACAGUCCUUGGAGCUAACCUGCUCUACGCUGCUGUUCCCAUCAUGGUGGCCAUGCGGGUUCACAGUAACCCAUACUUUUUCUUAAAAAUUGCUCCUUUCCCUGGGCAGACUGGUUUGCCAAACAGUGAGGAGAAAGACACCAAGUUCAAAGACAAAUGAAUCUGAAUUAUUACUGACUUUUGGAGAUAAUCACUUAUGUCAAUGUUCAUAAAGAGCUGUUUUAUCACAAAUGUCAUACUUGAAAAUUCCUCAAUAAAAGAUUAUUUUGCGGAAAA